Messenger RNA from Fulvia fulva, 1788 nucleotides. Its product is annotated as Methylisocitrate lyase, mitochondrial. Gene Ontology annotation, cellular component: mitochondrial matrix. Gene Ontology annotation, molecular function: isocitrate lyase activity; methylisocitrate lyase activity. Bases 1 to 1788 code for a protein of 595 amino acids. NCBI's taxonomy places the organism in Eukaryota, Fungi, Ascomycota, Dothideomycetes, Mycosphaerellales, Mycosphaerellaceae. The record is from RefSeq and is a predicted model, not a curated record. The transcript is spliced from 2 exons.
AUGUAUCGAUCGGCCACCCGAGCGCUGCGACAACAACAGCGCUGCUUGCGUCAACCUGUCGCGACACAGCUGGUACCUCGCACAAUCUCAUAUGGAGCUGCGCACAUGGCGUCCAGCUUAGCACCCGUCCAACCGCCGCUCCCAUCGACCUCUCCUGCCGAGUCGUUUCAAUUGCUUAAAGAGUCGGAAAAGCCAGAUGCAGAGCAAGAGCUGUACGACCAGCAGAUACAACAGGUCAAAGAAUGGUGGGCGAGCCCGAGAUACAAGGGCAUCAAGCGGCCAUAUACACCGGAAGACGUUGUUAGCAAGCGUGGGACCUUACAGCAGGUCUAUCCUUCGAGCCUGACAGCAAGAAAACUGUUCGAUCUUCUGGAGGAACGUAAUGCCGAAGGAAAGCCUGUACAUACAAUGGGUGCUAUCGACCCUGUCCAAAUGACCCAGCAAGCACCACACCAAGAGAUCCUCUACGUCUCUGGGUGGGCAUGCUCCUCGGUACUUACGACGACCAACGAAGUCAGCCCAGACUUUGGCGACUACCCUUACAACACCGUACCGAACCAAGUCCAACGUCUAUUCAAAGCCCAGCAAUUGCACGACCGGAAACACUUCGACGCCAGGCUGAAGAUGACACCUGAGCAACGCAAGAAGACUCCAUACGUCGACUAUCUCCGUCCUAUUGUAGCAGACGGUGACACAGGUCAUGGUGGACUGAGUGCCGUGCUGAAGCUGGCGAAGCUGUUCGCAGAGAACGGUGCAGCCGCUGUACACUUCGAAGACCAGCUUCACGGCGGCAAGAAGUGCGGGCAUCUGGCAGGCAAGGUUCUGGUCCCGGUCGGCGAUCACAUCAACCGUCUGGUAGCGACCAGAUACCAGUGGGAUCUGAUGGGAUGCGAGAACCUCGUCAUUGCUCGUACCGAUAGUGAAAGUGGGAAGCUCCUUAGUUCUGCCAUCGAUGCACGGGACCACGAAUACAUACUUGGCGUUACUGAAGAUGUCGAACCUCUGGCCGAAACACUGCAAAUGAUGGAGCAAGAAGGCGCGACAGGGCCUGAGAUCGAUGCUUACGAGGCCGAAUGGGUCAAGAAGCACAAGCUCGUCACCUUUGAUGAAGCCGCUGUGGAUCACAUCAAGAAGGCAGGCAAAGAUGCCCAGGCAUAUCUCAAGCAGACGCAAGAGAACCGAAACAUGGCCCUCCAUAAGCGCAGACAAGCAGCAGCGGAGGUGGCAGGGAGCCCAGUAGUGUUCAACUGGGACACACCACGCACUCGUGAGGGCUUCUAUCACUACAGAGCUGGCCUGGACGCAGCCACCAAGCGAGCGAUCGCUUUCGCGCCUUACUCCGAUCUUCUGUGGCUUGAGACCGGCGAUCCGAGUGUCGGUAAAGCUGCCGGUUUCGCCAAGGAGAUCCGAGAGGCGUAUCCAGGCAAGAAGCUCGUAUACAACCUCUCCCCCAGCUUCAACUGGUCUGCACACGGCUUCAGCGACGCAGAUUUGAAGAACUUCAUCUGGGACUUGGCGAAGCAUGGAUUCGUGCUGCAGCUCAUCUCAUUGGCAGGCCUGCACAGCACCGCUACCAUCUCACACGAGCUGGCGAAAGCGUACAGGACAGACGGCAUGAAGGCAUAUGUCGACCUUGUGCAACGGAGAGAAAAGGAAGCAGGCGUGGAUGUGUUGACGCAUCAGAAAUGGAGUGGCGCACAGUACCUCGACGGCAUCAUUGGCGCUAUCCAAGCGGGCAGCAGUGGUAGUCGGUCAAUGGGUUCAGGCAAUACAGAGGGACAGUUCUAG